This is a messenger RNA of Conger conger (European conger), 2596 nucleotides long. It is a transcript of the gene sat2a.1, whose product is annotated as spermidine/spermine N1-acetyltransferase family member 2a, tandem duplicate 1. Lineage: Eukaryota; Metazoa; Chordata; Actinopteri; Anguilliformes; Congridae. The transcript is spliced from 6 exons. The record is from RefSeq and is a predicted model, not a curated record. Gene Ontology annotation, molecular function: N-acetyltransferase activity. The coding region runs from base 1739 to 2182 and encodes 147 amino acids.
UAACAGCAUAUAAUGUAUUCACGAACACAGCCCUAUAGUAUUAUAGCUCAUGUCGCUCGUUAAAAGACACUUUGAUUGUUGCUCAUUUACGAUUGGUCCUACAAUAGCAGCUUGCUAAUUUUGCCAGUGCUGUUUAGUUUUGCUAACACAAAGCUUGCCAGGUGGAGGGUUAUUAAGUGACGACGUUUUGGGAGCCGUUUCGACCUUUGAGUAGGUAACGUUAUCGUUAGGUACUUACUUAGACCGCAGUGUGUGCACGUGAACUCGAAAAUACAUAUCUCAGAGAAAACGUAAUUUGUCCAUCUUUUUACUUAACAGCAGUGGUGAUAACACGUACAAUAACUAAUUUCUAGUACACCCACAGACCACUUUAUUAGGUAUUUAUUAGACUUAUUCUUUAGACUUCUACUGCUGUAGCCUAUCCACUUAGAGUUAUUAUGCGUUGUGUGUUCUUCUGCAUACCACUGUAAUGUGGUUACUGUCACCUUCCUGUCAGCUUUGACCAGUCUGGCCAUUCUCUAACGACUCUCAUUAACAAGGCGUUUCUGUCUGCAGAACUGCUGCUCCCUGGGUUUUUUCAUUCCAUGGUCAAAGUCACUUAGAUCAAAUCUUUUCCCCAUUCUGAUAGUUGAUGUGAACAUUAACCUCCUGACCCGUAUCUACAUGAUUGUAUGCAUUGCACUGCUGCCACACAAUUGCCUGAUUAGAUAAUCACAUUAAUAAGUAGGUGUAAUAAAAUAAAAAUGAUCCUAAUAAAGUGCUUGGUGAGUUUAUAAGAGAGUACAAAUCUAUUUGCAUCAUCACUUUAGUGUUCAUGAGGACUGUUAAUACAUAUUCCAUUUAUUAAUUAUAAUUGUUAACGAGUGUGUUGAUACGAGUGUGUUGUACAAUUGAAGAUUAUCUCCCUGCAUAUCACUAACCAAUAAUAUAAUUUUUUUAUUGUUUUAUUUGUCAUUGCCUUCUGAGGCAACAAAAUGCAUCCUCUGCAUUUAACCUAAUUACUUAGGAGCAGUGAGCAGCCAUAGUGUGGUGCCUGGGGACCAACUCCAAUUCUGAGGCCAGUGCUUUGGUCAAGUACACCAAGGGGCAAUUUAGACUCUCCAAUUAACCAUAACCUGCAUGUCUUUUGACUGUGGGAUAAAACCCGCAUAGACACGGGGAGACAUGCAAACUCCAUUCAGAGGCCCGGGUGGGGCUCCGAGCCCAGGACCUUCUUGCUGUGAGGCGAUGGUGCUACCCACUUGCCUAGUAUAAUAUGUAUAAUAUGAGCACGUAAAUUCAAGCCAUUGUUACAUCACCGUUUUUAAUGUUCAGUGAAAUCUACCUGCUUUUCGGUGCCGUUGGGGUCCUGCAUUUAUCAUUGAUGGAAUCUUGGUAAAAUCCAUCCAUCCAUUAUCUUAACCCGCUUAUCCUGAACACGGUCGCGGGGGGGCUGGAGCCUAUCCCAGCAUACAUUGGGCGAAAGGCAGGAAUACACCGGACAGGUUGCCAGUCCAUCGCAGGGCACACACACCAUUCAUUCACUCACACACUCAUACCCACGGGCAAUUUAAUUUAGACUCUCCUAUCAGCCUAACCUGCAUGUCUUUGGACUGUGGGAGGAAACUGGAGUACCCGGAGGAAACGCACAUGAACACGAACACUCCACACAGAGAGGCCCUGGCUGACCGGGAUUCGAACCCAGGACCUGCUUGCUGUGAGGCGAUCCUGGUAAAAUGAAUUGUCAGCAUAUGAGAAGAUGGCCAACCAAGUGAAAAUUACACAAAGAGACAUUGAACAGGAUGGGUUCUCCAAAAACCCGUUCUUUCACAGCCUUAUUGCUGAGGUACCAGACCAACACAGAACCAAAGAAGGCCAUGCAAAGAUGGGAUGUGUCAUUUAUUUUUAUGCCUACAGCACGCUUACAGGGAGGUCUGUGUUUAUGGAAGCCCUGUAUGUAAUGCCUGAAUUCAGAGGACAUGGCAUUGGAAAGGCGCUCAUGAGCAAAGUUGCCCAGUUGGGGUUAGCAGCUGGUUGCAACCAACUUAACUUCUCUGUUCUGAAAUGGAACAAGCCGUCCCUUGACUUCUACCAUAGCCUAGGCUGCUGGGACACCACCUCUGACCCAGAAUUUUAUUCCAUGCGCUGUGAGGGGGCCGCAUUGCAGAGCCUUGUAGAGGGAAAUCCCCCCAAAACAAAUUAGCACACCCUCUGUACUGAUCAUCAGCUGCAGAGAUGAAAGGACCACAAACAGUGCAAACAGCGCUAUGUCUACUACCGGUCUAAAGUAUUAGAACACUAUUGUAAAGGUACAAUAGAUAAUUUUGGACUUCUAAUUGCCAAGAGAGGAAUUCCAGCAACAAACUCCAACACUGUACUCCCUCCCCCUCCUGCUGUUAAUGCAGGUUGUUUCAUGGAAUAUAAUGUGCCCUUUGUAAUUCAUCACUUUGCAAGUGUGCCAUUCAUUAAGGUAUCGGGGGCAUCUUUGUGUUGGGGGGUCUGAAUACUUCUUGAAGCCACUGUAUUUUGUAUAUACAAUUUUUGUAUUUGGAAUAGAGAUGUUGGUCUCUGUCUCUCUGUCUCAACCUCAAUAAUUAAAGCAUAAUAAUUAUAUUAA